AUGACUUGGAAACCUCGCUACUUCGAUAUCGGAGUCAACUUCUCCGAUCUGAUGUUUCAAGGAUGCUACAAUGGUUCCAAAACUGCCAAACACCCCGCUGACGUAGCUGAGGUGGUGGCUCGGGCUCAGACUUUCAAUGUUUCCAAGAUGCUCAUCACGGCGUCGUCGAUUGCAGAAAGCGAAGAGCAUUUUGAGCUUGUCGAGAAUUAUAAGUCCCAUUUUGGCCUGACAGUGGGCGUCCAUCCAUGUACGGUGGCCCAGGAGUUCUACGGAGGCUUGGAUAAACUGGAACCAUUGGAUAGUUUAGAUGAAAAACUCGCCAGAUUGAAGACCUUGACCGAAGAAGGUGUUGCUAAAGGCUUCGUCAAAGCGUUUGGCGAGAUCGGCUUGGAUUAUGACAGAUUGCACUAUUCCACCGAGGCCCAACAGCGAGCCAUGUUCAAAGCUCAAUUGGAGGUGGUGGCAUCUCUUCAACACUUGAACCUCCCGUUGUUUCUACACAUGAGAAACGCUUGUGACGACUUUGUCUCAAUUAUCUCUCCAUUCAUUGCAUCGGGAGCCAUUAAGAAGGGCAAUGGUGUGGUGCACUCAUUCACAGGAUCCAAGGACGAGCUAGCCAAAAUCUUGGAUCUUGGAUUCUACAUUGGAGUUAAUGGCUGCUCUCUCAAAACCCAGGAGAACUUGGACGUGGCCAAACUGAUUCCAAUGGAUAAAUUGCUUAUAGAGACAGAUGCUCCGUGGUGUGAAAUUCGCAAGACUCACGCCGCAUACUCUGUUCUCACUCCAUACCCUAACUUAUUCUAUCCAGAAAUUACACUUCCCGAGGUGGAAUCCCCUCAAAUAAAAGAACUAGAGGAGGUAAAUCAGAAGAAGAAAAAGCAGCCUCCAUCCAAGAAGCAACAGCCGAUAAAAAUGGACGAAUUACUCCCAUUUCCAUCGAUCAAGAAGGAGAAUUUCGAGAAACAUAGAAUUCUGGUGCAACAGAAACUAGAGAACUUGGGCGAGGCUCCGACGACGAUCAUUGGUGAAUUUGCACAUCCCUUGAUCAAAUCUAGAAACGAGCCUGUUUUCGUGGGUCUUGUGGCGGAAAUAAUGGCCAGUUUGUAUGGCUUGAAGUCUGACGACGAAAUUCGCAACUUCAUCGAUACCGUUUACGAAAACUCAUGCAAGCUCUUCCAAAUAUAA
Sungouiella intermedia is the source of this 1185-nucleotide messenger RNA. The record is from the annotation of a GenBank genome assembly. NCBI's taxonomy places the organism in Eukaryota, Fungi, Ascomycota, Pichiomycetes, Serinales, Metschnikowiaceae.